AUGUACAAUGAAGUGCUAAUCUUGGUAGAGGAUCUGUGUUUGUCAAUUGCUAAUAAAGCGUUGACACAACUUGGUAUGAUUGCACCAAAUCGAAAUAUUCACGACAUUUUCAACAAAGAAUUGGAACGAGAACAACAAUACGACCGAAAUGCAUUGAGCGCAUACCUACAAGCAAAUGAACCAUUUUUAAAUACUGAACAAAAGCGUGUAUACGAUACAAUCAUGCAUGCCGUUAACACUGGAAGUGGUGGCUUUUAUUUUCUUGAUGCUCUCGGUGGAACUGGCAAGACAUUUGUUAUGUCAUUGAUUUUGGACAAUAUACGAGCAAACGGAUUUAUUGCAUUAGCCAUUGCUUCAUCGGGUAUUGCAGCUACAUUAUUAGAAGGUGGAUGUACCGCACAUUCCGCGCUCAAAUUACCGUUAAACUUACAAGUUAAUGAAGAACCAACAUGCAAUAUUUCCAAAAGAAGUGGAAUGGCAAGGGUACUCCAACAAUGUAAUAUCAUCAUUUGGGAUGAGUGUACAAUGGCGCACAAAAAAUCGUUAGAGGAACUUAAUCGUACAUUGAAAGACUUGCGUGAAAAUCAACGUUUAUUUGGAAAUGCAUUGAUUUUAUUAACUGGUGAUUUUAGACAAACGUUACCCGUUAUUCCGCGAUCAACCCCAGCUGAUGAAUUGAAUGCGUGCUUGAAAGCAUCUAAUUUUUGGCGAUAUGUGACGAAAUUAACACUAAACACAAAUGUUCGCGUUCAACUCCAAAAUGAUUCAAGUGCUGAAGUUUUUUCAAAGCAAUUGUUACAAAUUGGAAAUGGACGAAUUCCUAUUGAUAAUAAUGGCUUAUUUAAAUUUCCAGAUCAUUUUUGUCAAAUAGCAGAAUCAAGGGCCGAUUUGGUGCAAAAGGUUUUUCCCGACAUAACACAAAAUUACAAGAAUCACAAUUGGCUAAGUGAACGAGCUAUAUUAGCUGGUACGAAUAAAGAUGUUAACGAGAUAAAUGCAGAUAUCUUGGAUAAAAUACCUGGUGAUACUGUUGUAUACCGGUCUGUUUACACAAUUAUCGACCAAGAUCAAGUAGUUAACUAUCCAACCGAAUUUUUGAAUUCAUUGGAUAUAUCUGGAUUUCCGCCACAUUAUUUGCAAUUAAAACCCACUCCUAACCAAAAAUUGGUUAAGUUCGUAGUAAAAAUGAACUCGAAUGAAGUGCGUACGAAUUAA
Messenger RNA from Anastrepha obliqua, 1215 nucleotides. RefSeq names its product ATP-dependent DNA helicase pif1-like. Bases 1 to 1215 code for a protein of 404 amino acids. Gene Ontology annotation, molecular function: DNA helicase activity. NCBI's taxonomy places the organism in Eukaryota, Metazoa, Arthropoda, Insecta, Diptera, Tephritidae. The transcript has 2 exons. The record is from RefSeq and is a predicted model, not a curated record. Gene Ontology annotation, biological process: telomere maintenance; DNA repair.